This is a messenger RNA of Drosophila guanche, 1392 nucleotides long. RefSeq names its product cuticle protein 76. Lineage: Eukaryota; Metazoa; Arthropoda; Insecta; Diptera; Drosophilidae. The coding region runs from base 742 to 1323 and encodes 193 amino acids. The transcript has a single exon. The record is from RefSeq and is a predicted model, not a curated record.
CCACUGCUCCUUCCCGUUUCACUUUUCCCUUCGUGAAAAAAUCAUAAACAAGUCGCUGCCAACGCCCGCCCCAGCAAUUGUGGCAACUGAUACAAAAGUUGACACAAGUCGGGGAACAGCCCUGCCCCAUCGAUGGGGUGGCACGGGGGCAGGGGCGCAUAUUUGCUGCUUGAGUUGAACUCAAUUUAAUGGAAAAAUACGCCGAGCAAAUAAAAGUUUUUCGCUGUUGUUUCUUUUUUUCUCUUUUGGCUGUUUGCGGGGAAAAUUUAUGAGCUGAUGAUAGUAUUCAAAAUUUGUGCCACACUCCAAGCUAAAGGUGGAAGUUCUGUGGCAGUGGCAGGAGUUACGCAGCUGGCCUCCGGCUUACUCCGAGAGGGGGCCGUGGCACAGCGGCAAAGAGGCGGAGUGGCGGGGAGCGCAAGGCAGUUGUUUGGUUUCCGCGCAGUCAUUUGUCGACCCAUUGAACCAGUUUUUGGGUUGUCUCUCUAUGCGAACAUGUCGCAGCGGCUUAGGCCUAAGUCAAUCUGUCACACACACAAACACACACACACAGAGGGAGUCACACACAGAGGGCCAACUCGCUGGCCGUGAAAUUUGGCAAUAGGUUCGAAGGCUUUUGUCGGGUUUUCUGUGGCUAUAAAAACUGCCAAAACGCAGCAGUUGGCCAUCAGUAGCAACUUUCAGCUCUAUUCCAACAUCACUCAAAGUUUCCAGUUUGCAAACUCCCAAACUCCUCCAGCCAUGGCAUUCAAGUACGUCCUGUUGUCCUUCUGCGCUUUGUUGGGUGCAUCUAGCGCCGGUUUCGUGGCACCAGCCACCACCUAUGCUGCAGUUCCCGUGGUGACGAAGCUGGCACAGCCCCACUUCGAUGCCGUGGGCACCACACAGCAGAAUGUGGUCCGCUCCUUCGGCGGCACUGUCUCCACGUACUCCAAGAAUGUGGUCACACCCUACUCGAGCGUCACCAAGUCGGACUCUCGCACCACCAACAAUGUGUACACCCCGAAGACGCUCUACUCUGCCGCUCCCGUGAUUACCAAGUCUGUGUAUGCCGCCGCUCCAGCUCCAGCUCCAGUCUAUGCCAAGACUGUGUACUCCGCUCCCGCCCCCGUGCUGGCCAAGACUGUGUACUCCGCUCCUGCUCCCGUGUACGCAGCUGCUCCCGUCGUCACCAAGUCUGUCUAUGCUGCUCCCGCUCAUGUGUACUCCGCUCCUGCUCCCGUGUACGCUGCCGCAGCACCCACAGCCUUCGUGAAGUACUCGCCCGCUGCUGUCGUCUCCCACGCCAGCUUCGAUGGCUUCGGCGCCCACUGGGGCUACUAAGCGGGAGAGCGGAAGAGUUCUGCCCUGCUGCCCGUUGACACUUUGUUGAUUUGUUCUUACACUAAAUAA